AUGCCUCUCGCAAAGGAUCUCCUUCAUCCCUCUCCAGAAGAGGAGAAGAGGAAAGACAAGAAAAAGUGCCUGGUGCAGAGCCCCAAUUCCUACUUUAUGGAUGUGAAAUGUCCAGGGUGCUAUAAAAUCACCACGGUCUUUAGCCAUGCACAAACGGUAGUAUUGUGUGUUGGCUGCUCCACUGCUCUCUGUCAGCCUACUGGCGGAAAAGCAAGGCUGACAGAAGGAUGCUCCUUCAGGAGGAAGCAGCACUGAC
Molecule: messenger RNA, 256 nt
Organism: Psammomys obesus (fat sand rat)
Lineage: Eukaryota; Metazoa; Chordata; Mammalia; Rodentia; Muridae
Product: 40S ribosomal protein S27-like
Exons: 1
Coding region: 1-255 (84 amino acids)
Biological process (GO): translation; ribosomal small subunit assembly
Cellular component (GO): cytosolic small ribosomal subunit; ribosome
Molecular function (GO): structural constituent of ribosome; RNA binding
Source: RefSeq, a predicted model, not a curated record